GGAGAGAGGAGUGGGAGGCAAAACUUGCAUCCAUGGAACUGGAGUGGAGAGGUAAUGCGCAUCAAGGCAACAAGUAGACUUCUAUAUUUAAAGGUUGCUGAGAAUCAACUUGGGGUAGUUUUAGAGAGUAGGCAAAUCAAGUGUCGAAGUCUGGUGCGCAAAAAACGUUGUUUUCUGACAGGGCAAAUUGACCUGAUCGCAAUGCUACCAGCUCGCUGACGAGGGAAGAGCGCUCCCUUUCUCCCAGCCCAGUGGAUUGUAGCAAAUUCUAUUGUGAUGCUAAAGUAGUGUCGGAGGAGGAAGAGGGGCUGACAAACGAUCAAAAGUGAAUCUAUCUACAUGUUCAAGUAAACGUGACUAUUUUUUGUCGUUUGUUCUAUCAAUUUAAUGUUAUUUUGUGGGCUGUUUAAUUUUCAUCACUUGUUGCUGACUGUUGGAACGAAAGUGAACUUGUUAAAACUGGACUGCCGUUAGAUUGGCUCAACCAUGUUUCAUUUGCUGACUUAAUAUUCGGUGAUGCUAGAAAAUGAUUUAUCCUUCAGGAGUGGACUUUCCCCUCUUGCUAUGCUCUUCGGGAAGACUUUAGGAAAAGGAGAAGAUAAAAAUCGGUUCUUCCAUCUCAUCGGCUUCAUUUCCCCUAUGCAGUGGGUCUGUUGGACUGAAUAGGACCGAGCCACCAGGCUAGGCUACCUCGGCGGUGCUAGUGAUUAUGGAUAGCAGUCUCCCCAGCUACAGCACAGUCAUACACCGAGGAAAGACGCUGCUUCUGGAGGCUCGGCUCCUGGGUGGGGCACCCUGGGGGUUUCAGCUCAAAGGAGGUCUGGAACAUGGAGAGGAGUUAAUCAUCUCAAAGGUUGAGGGAGGUGGGAAGGCAGAUCUGUUGGAACACCCCCUGUUGCCAGGGGACCAGGUGGUUGUCAUUAACGACGUGGAACUCAGUGGAUUCAGGCAGGAAGCCGUCUCAUUGGUCAAAGGAUCCUACAAGACUCUCCGACUCACUGUCCGCAGGGAGUGCUGCCCAGGCUCCUGCUGUGGUGACCCCACCCUCACCCCACUGACCCUGCCCAACCUCGCCCCCCUACCCAUCGGCCCUCCCUCGGACCACCACACCCCCCUCUCCUCCGUUCACGGACCCCCCAGAGAAAAUCGAGGAGGAUGUUCUGGAGGAGUUAAACUACGCAUCAAAAACAGACGCAGCGAGCCUGUCUCCAGACCUCACUCGUGGCACGCCACCAAGCUAGGCGAGGGCCAGCCAGACCCCAGCAUGAUGCAAAUAUCCCAGGACCCUCCUUGGCAUCACACCUACCCCUCCAGUGCGUCUACUACAGACCUGUCGGGCUACGACCCAGGUUACCUGAGGAAGAGUCCAGACCAGUACAGUUCUAGAGGAAGUAUGGAGAGCCUUGGGGAACACCAUGGCCACCCAGCCUACAGCUCUUCCUGCCACCAGCUGUCUGCCUCCAAGUCCUCCAACAGCAUGGACCACCUUCACAGCAAGAGAGACUCAGCCUACUCCUCCUUCUCCACCAGCUCUAGUAUCCCAGAGUACCUUGCGGCCGCUCCGACCUUUGGUAAAGAGAGAUCGUACUCCAUGGAGACGGUUCCGCAGAGGGGCGGGAUUAGUGGAGGGGGCGGGGCCGGGGCAGAGGGAAUGCAGCAAGCUGACAUCCGAUAUGUCCAUACGGUCUACGACCCCCAGCAGGGCGGUGCUCAGGAGCACGAGGUUAGCUCCGCCUCUGCUGCAUUACUACGCAGCCACGAGACUGGCAGGGCGGGGUCUUGUAGUGUGGGCGGGGCCGCCUGUUACCGCGCCACCAGUGGCAGUAGUAACAGCAGUGGCGGAAGCAGCGGUGGUGGUAACCAUGGUAAUAACCCCAACCGUCACAGUGUUGGGCCCAUUUGGGGUCAGAGCGCCAGCCGCAGUUCCUACGAGAGCCUGAAGGGGGCGCCGGCUCCUCCCAUGCGGAGCGACAGCUACGCGGCUAUCAGGAACCAUGAGAGACCAAACUCGUGGUCCAGCCUGGAGCAGGCUCGCUCCCUCAGGGCUCUCCACAAGGGGUCCACCUCCUCCUGGUACCACUCCUCUGGCUCCGUGGCCUCCGGCUCGGGGAAGGGCUCCUACGGGGCCGAGGGCCAGCUCCACACCGUCAUAGAGAAGAGUCCUGAGAGCAGCCCCACCACCAAGCCCAAACAGGGUGUGGGUCAGGGCUUCCCGCCGCCCCCCGAGCCCCAGCAAACAUCCACCCAGUCUGGCUGCCUCAUGCUGCCCCAGGGCAUCUACCCUGUACCCCCACCGGAGCCCCACUAUGCCCAGAUGCCCAUCAGCAGCCCCAACCCCAGCAGCAUGUACCCAGCCCUGGCCAGGGAGAGCAGUCUGAGCAGACAGAGAGAGCUCCAGGGGUUAAGGCUGGGGGUCAGUGUGGAUACAGGGAUGUCGGUAGGGGUGGAGAAUGGAUACCAAAGCAACCCCUCUAUAUCCUCCUAUGUCACUUCCUCUGGCCAGCCUCAGCAUCCUGACCUUGCUCAGCCUCCACCCAAACAGCCAGCUCAUCCAACCCAACCCGCAGACAGAGUGGGGGGAAAGUCAGGGUACGAGGAGACCCAAACUAAACUGGGUCUCUACAGGUGUCAUCUGAAGGGAGAGGGACAGACCGUAUCCCAAAGGCAGAGCCAGGGACAGGGUCAGGAUCAGGGACAGGGUCAGAGCCAGGGUCAGGAUCAGGGACAGGGACAGAGCCAGGGUCAGGAUCAGGGACAGGGUCAGAGCCAGGGUCAGGAUCAGGGACAGGGACAGAGCCAGGGUCAGAGCCAGGGACAGGGUCAGAGCCAGGGUCAAGGACAGUGUCAGAGCCAGGGACAGGGUCAGAGCCAAGGACAGUGUCAGAGCCAAGGACAGUGUCAGAGCCAAGGACAGUGUCAGAGCCAAGGUCAGGGACAGGGUCAGAGCGAAAGUCAGGGUCAGAGCCAAGGUCAGGGUCAGAGCCAAGGCCAGGGUCAGAGCCAAGGCCAGGGUCAGGGUCAGAACCAGGGUCAAGGACAGGAUCAGAGCCAGGGUCAGAGCCAAGGCCAGGGACAGAGCCAGGGUCAGAGCCAAGGCCAGGGACUGGGUAAGAGCCAAGGCCAGGGUCAGGCGUCCAGACUCUCCUCAGUCCAGUCUAUAAGCCAGUCUAUAGGCCAGUAUAUAGGCCAGGAGAGAAGGGACCCAUACACUCCAGUCCAACCGCGGGGAGAGAGGCUACCCAGGUACUCCCAGGGCUCAGAGAGCUGCCCUGAGCACCAUCGACAGGGCCAGAUCAGGGAGGAAGGGCAGGUCAGACACACAGAGCCCAGUCACUACACUAGUCACCCAGUGGCAGGCACCACCAUGCCCAGUAAGAUCGCACAGGGACAUGUUCCCCAGGGGAGCAACAGCAGUAGUACCCCAGCACAGGUGUCUGACCAGCGGGUAGAGCAGAGGGCCCAGGGGCCUGACCAGCAGGUAGAGCGGAGGGCCCAGGGGCCUGACCAGCAGGUAGAGCAGAGGGCCCAGGGGCCUGACCAGCAGGUAGAGCAGAGGGCACAGGUGUCUGACCAGCGGGUAGAGCAGAGGGCCCAGGGGCCUGACCAGCAGGUAGAGCAGAGGGCACAGGUGUCUGACCAGCGGGUAGAGCAGAGGGCCCAGGGGCCUGACCAACAGGUAGAGCAGAGGGCCCAGGGGCCUGACCAGCAGGUAGAGCAGAGGGCCCAGGUGUCUGACCAGCGGGUAGAGCAGAGGGCCCAGGGGCCAGACCUUCAGGUCAAUGACCAUAGAUCCAGGUCCCCCCUCUGGUACUACAGCGAUCCAAUUCCCCCCCAACCGCAGAGGGACCAGAGGAGACCUGAGCACCCCCUGACCCAGCUGCAGAACGUCCUAGCAGAUGUCCAGCGUUGUGACAGUCCUGAGAGCUCCAGCAACAGCCAGAGUAGCCACCAGAGGAGCCUCUCUGUUCUGGAGAAAGUGAACCGCUUCGAGGGCCGCGAGCAGAGCCAUGGGCAGGGGAAGCAGAGGAGUAAAAGCACCAGCGCCAACCACACCAACCAGAGGCCCUCCUCCUCCCGUCCAACCCAGCCCCAGUCUCAGCCCCAGUCUCAGACCCAGUCUCAGCCCCAGCACCAUGAGAGGGCUGGUAUGGAUGACCUGCGUAGCACGCUGGAGAGAACUAGCAGUCCCAGCAGCACCUGCAGAACACUGAGCUCCUCCUCUAGCUCACAUCAUUGGAAAACAACGGUGGCCCACGAGGGUCAUCAUUACGCAGAGCAGCAGAGGCCAGGGAGUUGUGACCAGACCCAGAGCUCCAGGUACCCCCAUCACCACCACCCUAAUCCACAGGACCCUCACCCUGGCUCGGCCCUGCAGAGGAGCAGGAGCACCUUCCAACUGGGGAGCCAGGAGGGCCAGGAGGGCCACGACAGAGACAGGGAUGGGGACAGAGAGUUCCGUUGGAGGGAUGACCUGCAGGACCUACUGGGGACCAUCCAGGACACGUCCUUUAACCGGGCCUACAGGAACAGUAUCAAGAACACCCAGUCCAAGGUGCUCAGAUCCACCUCCUUCAGACGCAGGGACCUGGGAAUCAUCGUCAGCGGGAGUGUUAACAACCACUCCCCUCCCAUCCCCAUCCCCGCCAAGCACUUAUCUCUGGAGAGGAAGGCACCUAAGACCAGCCCCAAACCCUCCAUUGUCUCCACUACUGUCCAAGCCUCCACCCGAGCCCUUGCCCUAGCUACCUCCACUCACACCCCCAAAGAAAGGCUUACGGUCACUGUCCCAGACCCAAUCCCAGCCCCAGCCACCUUUCCCUCGCCUCACACCCCCAAAGAGAGGCUUACGGUCACUGUCCCAGACCCAAUCCCAGCCCCAGCCACCUUUCCCUCGCCUCACACCCCCAAAGAGAGGCACGUUGUCACCCCAGAGCCCGAUAGGUUCGGUCCCCCAGAGCUCCUCAGCGUCCUGGCCAUGGGCCCACCAGUCCCGGCCCGUAUCGGUGGGCGUAAGCGACUCACCAUGGAGAAGAAGAAGAGGUCCUACUCCGAGCCUGAGAACAUGCAUGAGGUGGGGUUGGAGUCUGACCCAAGGAGGACUAGCCAGCACCAGCUGUUCCUUUUACCAGGUACAGAGACCAGCGUGGCGGACCGCAGGAGGAUGUUUGAGAUGGCUGCCAGUCGCAGCCUGAGCUCCAGCUCCCAGGCUCCCCAGCGCCUCCAGGGCUCCCAGGCUCCCCAGGGCCUCCAGGGCUCCCAGGCUAGUCUAGCCGUGUCCCGGCCGGAGCUCCGGCAGCUGCAGCAGGACGCCCUGGCCGACUACAUGGAGAGGAAGAGAAGCUGGAGGACAGACAGGGAUUGGGACAAGUCAGAGGGAGGGCGUGCCCACCGUGACCGCCCUCACAGCACCUACCUGCAGCCCUUUACAGACACCCGGAGUGUCUCUUCAACCUCCACCACCAGCCUAGCCUCUCUUCAGGAGCCUCUUGGUCAAGACAGCAGUCUCUCUGGUGGGGGAAGGCUCUGCUCCACCCUGCCUCCUGGCCUCCAGGGCUUCUAUCCAGGCAGGGUCACUGCACCACGCAUCCAGGCCAAGGCCCCAGCCUCAAUCUCCACCACCCACCCAGACACCUCGGGAUUCCACAGGCUACUGGAGGGAGAGCUGCCCAGAUCCAGCCUUGGUAGAGAAGAACCAGCCCAGGACUAUGAGGCACUCCAGAGCCAGGAGUUUUCCCUGCGAGGCGAUGGAGCCUUUGAGAGGGCAGUUCCAGCCCGGAACUCUGGCAAGUCAGCCUCUGCGGAGGACCUGCUGGAGCGCUCUGAGAGGCCUGCACCCCAGCACUUCAGGUCUCGCUCCUCGCCCUCUGGCGAGAGGCUAAAUCAGGACUUCAUGGCAGGAGGAGAUCUGAGAAUGUAUGGGAUAUUCUCUACUGAGCCCAGGCUUUUCACAAACAACGACAACAACAGGUCCAUGGACAACCAGCAUCCUGACAGACCUGGCUCUGCCUCCCAGUCCAUGUCCCAGUCCCAGUGUGCAGACACCCACAUACUACUGACCCAAAGCCCGUUCCAAAGCAACACCCCUGUGAUGAGGAGAGAUAGACUGAAGAACCCCGACCGCCAGCGGGCCCUUAGUGCCUCCAGCCUGGCUGCCUCUGUAGGUCUCCCCUGCCCCUUCUCUCCCCCAGGCACCAGCCCUACUAUCAGCUUGGACUGGCAGGCCAAUGAGAGGUUGAGCCAGGCCAACCUGGAUGCCAUAGCCUUCCCAACUCUGCUGCAGACCGCCACACUCGGGACCAUGUCCCCAGAGGCCCAGGUUCACCCAGAGGUCAGAAGAAGCCCCACAGAACAUCUACAGCAGGCCAUGGCCCAGGGCCAGAACCAGGGCUCCUUAGACACCAGCACCUCAGAGGAGGAGACCCUGAAAGACUUCCCCAGACAGAAAGAGGGGCCCUGCCCUCAAGCUUCAGCCAUUACACCAAAGACCAACCCACCCCUCGUCCUACCCAAAGCCUCCCCACCACCACCCCCAUUUAAAACCUCUCACAGACCACACAGCCUGCUCUCCCUCCGCAUCUCAGAGUCCACUCUGACUAUGACGAGGUAUUCCUCCAGGAACCGGCCCCUCGCUCCCCUAUUCCUCCCCCGCUCCCAAUCAGGGAGACGGACAUCACAGAGUACUUCCCUCCUCCGCCUCCCCUCUCCUGCCCCCCUCCUCACUCCCAGACAGAGAGGAGAAGGAGGAGGAGAAUCAUCAUGGACCUGGGCUACAGCACCUCAACAGACAGUCCCCCCCUCUAUCCCCCUGUCUCUCUCUCUGAGGCCAAGCCGUACCCCUGAGCUCCAGCCUGAGACCCCCACCACCCUCAGCAGCAGUUUCCCAGAGCCCCAGCAGGGGCCUAGCGGUGAGGAAAGCCUGGGGCAAGAGUACCAUCUCCCGGCCAGGAGGGAGAGGUCUGCUGGGGAGCUGAGGGUGGAGGCCCUGGCCAGACAGCUGGUGUCCCGGGGGGAUAAGAGCCUGACCCCGAUGCUGGACAGCUGGGCAGAGGGCGGACGGACCAUGGACCUAAUGGAGGAGAUCUUCCCCGCGGGGGGAGGGAGGUUGCUGUGGCAACGCCGCAGGACCAGCACCUGUCUGGAGGACAGAAGUCAAGAUGGUGUCUGUUCUUUCAGACCCAAUCUGCUGCAGAGAACAGAGGGAGGAGGAGGAAGAGGAGGAGGAGGAGGAAGAGGAGGAGGCGAGGUGGACACAGAUCUGGAUGAGGAUGAGACAGACUUCAAUCAGAAGAAGGUGGAGCUACUCCAGGCCCUGACUCUGAGCGUUACCUCCUUGCGAGAGGAGAAGGAGGUUCUGGCGGAGGAGCAGAAGAGGUUCCGGGCCCUUGGGGGCCACAUGGAGAGCCUGGUUCAGGAGCGCUGUAAGCCCAACGAGAGGGAGAAGUACAAGAUGUUCAUCGGGGACAUGGAUAAGAUAGUCAACCUUCUGCUGUCUCUGUGUGGCCGGCUGGCCCGGGUCCAUAACGCUCUCUCUGCCCUGGACAGAGAGGAGGAGACAGAGGACAGCCAAGAGGAAAGGGAGUCCUUACAGCAGAAACGCAGACAGCUGUGUAGUCAGCACGAGGAUGCCAGGGAGCUGAAGGAGAAUCUGGACCGGCGGGAGCGUGUGGUACUGGACAUCCUGACUGUGUACCUGACUGGGCCGCAGCUUAGAGACUACCAGCACUUCGUCUGUAUGAAACCAGCCCUGCUGAUCCGCCAGAGACUCCUGGAUGAGCUCCUUAAGCAGUGGGAUGAACAGCUCAGCAGGCUGGCUGAGAGUAUCUCUCCAGGGGAUCAUCAGGCCCAGCCCCGCUCACCUAUCCCUGGGUUGAACCCCAGCCUCGGCUCUAACCUUAGAGCUCCCAGCCCUAACCUUAGAGCUCCCAGUCCUAACCUUAGAGCUCCCAGCCCUAACCUUAGAGCUCCCAGCCCUAACAUUGGUCCUACCCAAACAGUCCGCUCCACCACUGUGACAUCACUGUGACAUCACCCCAACUACAACACUGCUCCUGGUCACUCCUACAGUUGCUGUGUCUCUGACUCAGUGGGAGGAGCACCAUGAGUCUGGCGAGUAAGAUACAACAGUACUUGGUUGAAGAGAGAGAUACAGUUCAUCCAGUUCUGCUCUAUAUGAAGCAGGAAGGAUGUCUGUCGGUCUGUCCCCUUGUUGCAGACAGACAGACAGGCAGACAGACAGGCAGACAGACAGGCAGACAGACAGACAGGCAGGCAGACAGACAGACAGACAGACAGACAGACAGACAGACAGACA
This is a messenger RNA of Oncorhynchus gorbuscha (pink salmon), 8311 nucleotides long. Its product is annotated as protein Shroom3-like. Gene Ontology annotation, cellular component: cortical actin cytoskeleton; adherens junction; apical junction complex. The coding region runs from base 710 to 8023 and encodes 2437 amino acids. Gene Ontology annotation, molecular function: actin filament binding. Gene Ontology annotation, biological process: actin filament organization. The transcript has 17 exons. NCBI's taxonomy places the organism in Eukaryota, Metazoa, Chordata, Actinopteri, Salmoniformes, Salmonidae. The record is from RefSeq and is a predicted model, not a curated record.